AUGGCCGCACAGAAAGAGCGUCGCGAGUCGAUGAGUCGUGCGAGAAAUAGUCUGGUCUUUACAACGCUCGGUCCUGGGACUUCAUGGGUCCUCUGGCUGGACAGUGACGUCGUCGAGACACCGGCCUCUCUCAUUCAAGAUCUAACAGCUUUCGACCAGCCUGUUAUUGUGCCGAAUUGUUUUCAGCGCUACUAUGAUUCCUCGAAGAGGAAGUGGGAUAUCAGGCCUUAUGACUUCAACUCCUGGGUUGAUAGCCAGACCGCGCAGAAUCUCGCCGCGAACAUGGGGCCUGAUGAGAUUCUCUUGGAAGGCUAUGCUGAGAUGCCUACGUAUCGCACCUUGAUGGCGCACUUGCCGGAUAUGAAAAAGCUUGAUCCGAAGAAGAUGCUCGCUCUUGACGGUGUUGGUGGUACGGCCUUGUUGGUCAAGGCCGAUGUGCAUCGUGACGGCGCCAUGUUCCCCGCCUUCCCGUUCUUCCAUCUGGUGGAGACGGAGGGCUUCGCGAAGAUGGCUCGCAGACUGGGAUAUGAGGUCAUUGGACUCCCAGAUUACUUCGUCUACCAUUAUAACGAGUAA
Molecule: messenger RNA, 576 nt
Organism: Penicillium concentricum
Lineage: Eukaryota; Fungi; Ascomycota; Eurotiomycetes; Eurotiales; Aspergillaceae
Product: mannosyltransferase complex subunit MNN9
Exons: 2
Coding region: 1-576 (191 amino acids)
Biological process (GO): protein N-linked glycosylation; cell wall mannoprotein biosynthetic process
Cellular component (GO): mannan polymerase complex
Molecular function (GO): alpha-1,6-mannosyltransferase activity
Source: RefSeq, a predicted model, not a curated record